Messenger RNA from Rana temporaria (common frog), 1733 nucleotides. RefSeq names its product glycerophosphodiester phosphodiesterase domain containing 1 (gene GDPD1). The transcript is spliced from 10 exons. The coding region runs from base 432 to 1373 and encodes 313 amino acids. The record is from RefSeq and is a predicted model, not a curated record. Gene Ontology annotation, molecular function: phosphoric diester hydrolase activity; phosphatidylcholine lysophospholipase A1 activity. Gene Ontology annotation, cellular component: endoplasmic reticulum membrane. Lineage: Eukaryota; Metazoa; Chordata; Amphibia; Anura; Ranidae. Gene Ontology annotation, biological process: N-acylethanolamine metabolic process; glycerophospholipid catabolic process.
UAGAUAAACCGGCUAGUAGAGGAAGCUGCUGCAGUGCAGCCAGCCUGCUGGGCAGAGCAGAGAGACUCCCGAUCCUUGUGUCUGCCUUCACAGCAUCAUAUCCAGGAGGAUUCCCAAGGACAUGCCGCUUCCCUCCUAGAAUCACACACUGCCAUCCUCCUUGUCUUGUAUGACAGCUCUGUGCCCGAACCUUUGCUCUCCGAAUUGCUGCCAUCGUACGCGAUCUAAUCUAUGAUCAGCCAACAAGGAGCUGGCAUCUCCUGUCACCUGUACACCCUGAACUAGAGGAGAUCUUCUAUCACCAACAAGAUCUACUAUGGGAUCUCAGUGAUCAAGCAGCACCCACUGCCACCCUCCCACAGGGCAUCCUCACAGCGCUGACAAUACACUUCUCCUUCCAUCCAAUAGCUCACCUGAGCAGCAGGUGCACCAUGUCAGUCGCCUUCUACCUACUGACCACCCUGGGUGGGUAUCUCAUCACCUCUGCCAUGCUCCUGAAAUUUCCCAAUCUGCUGCACAAGAGGAAACAGCAGAAGUUCCGAUGUAGGCACAUCUCCCACCGAGGAGGUGCUGGGGAAAAUCUAGAAAAUACAAUGACUGCUUUCAAACAUGCUGUCAGGCUGGGAACAGAUAUGUUGGAACUUGAUUGUCAUCUUACGAAAGAUGAGAACGUUGUAGUGUCACAUGAUGGAAAUUUGAAGAGGUCUACAGGUGUCAGUGUUAAUAUAUCAGAGUUGGACUACUGUGAUCUGCCUCCCUACUUGUCUCAACUAGAUGUGACUUUCGAAAAAGAUUGUUGCUGUGAUGGCGGAGAAGACAAGAAAAUCCCUUUGCUGAAAGAUGUAUUUGAAGCAUUUCCAGAGACACCCAUCAACAUAGACAUCAAAGUGAAUAACGAUAUGCUUGUUAAAAGGGUAUCUGAACUUGUAGGAGAAUACAAGAGAGAACACCUGACCGUGUGGGGUAACGCCGACUACGAGAUUGUACAGAAGUGCCACAAAGAGAACUGUGACAUCCCACUGCUGUUUUGCUUCCAACGUGUCCUGCUGCUGGUGGGGCUAUUCUAUACGGGACUCCUGCCCUUCUUUCCAAUCCGGGAACAGUUUCUAGAGGUCCCCAUGCCUUCUAUAAUUAUGAAACUAAAAGAUCCCUCCAAAAUGAGCAGAAGUCACAAAUUCGUUGUAUGGCUUGCAGAUGCUUUAUUGAUGAGAAAAUGUCUGUUUGAACACUUGAAAGCCAGGGGAAUUCAGGUUUACAUCUGGGUGUUAAACAAUGAAGAAGAAUAUAAAAGAGCCUUUGAUUUGGGUGCCACCGGUGUAAUGACGGACUAUCCCACCAGACUGAAAACAUUCUUGGAGUCUUACUUUCACUGAGAUAUGUGAGGGGUUAAAGAGCCAUUCAUCUGACUGAAGUUACUGUACAAUUAUGUCAUCAUACCUCAUGCAUGGCCUAGUAGGAAAUACUUAGAUUCUUAUACAUAUGUAUUUAAAACAGAUCUUGUAUAGUUUACAUUUGUAUAUAGGCUAAACAGAAUGGGGACUAAAACGUAAGUGUGUAUAUUUAAGAGAAACAAAAGGUGUGUAUUCCUACGGAAAGUCUGACGUGGAAUGUACACAGUGUUUAAUUAUGGAUCAUCGGAUUCUUUUUUUAAUUCGUUCUCAUCUGCACAGUCUCGCUUAGGAUCAUGAUGGAUUUCUUAUCAUUGUGGAAACAUAUGCACAGAUGGGGUUAUC